AUGCAUCAAAGUUUGUAUUUGCUAUCUAGAUCGGUAUGGAAAGGUCCCAACAUUGUGCCACUGCCGGUAAAAGAAGCUCUUGCUAAGGGUGCUCCCAUAAGAACAAAUGCGAGGUCUGCUACAAUCCUGCCACAGUUCGUGGGUUUGAAGUUUCAGGUUCACAACGGGAAAGAAUACGUGGCAUUCGAAGUGUCAGAAGACAUGGUCGGCAGCAAACUCGGCGAGUUUGUCCCCACAAGAAAGAGGUUCAGCUACACCCAAACUAAGAAUAAAUAG
Lachancea nothofagi CBS 11611 is the source of this 276-nucleotide messenger RNA. The record is from the annotation of a GenBank genome assembly. Lineage: Eukaryota; Fungi; Ascomycota; Saccharomycetes; Saccharomycetales; Saccharomycetaceae.